UACCUCCAGGGCAGCUUUGAUCACAGAGGGACCCCAGUCCAGGGCAGGCUGAAGAGUCACUCCCGGGACAGAGGUGGCAGCGGAGGGGGACUCUGGAAGCAGAACAGCAACAGUCCGGUCCAUAGUAUCCUGGCCCCCACGCCUGUCUACGUCAGAGCCAGUAAUCAAUCAUGGCACCAGCAGAACAUUAUUCAGCACCUGCAGCAGCAAGGUGGCCACGAGCUGCCUAAGAACAGCAGCUCACCUAACAACACCAGGAAGGAGGACUGCUCCAAGAGCAGCCCGGAGAAUGUGAAGAGUGUAGAGGAGUCCUCGGAGACGGAAGCAAGACGCAGGAUGUGCUCCAACGGCUCGGAUGAGUUCUUCCAGGCUACAAACCAUGCGGAACAGACCUUUCGCAAGAUGGAGACUUAUUUUCAGCACAAGCAGCUGUGUGAUGUUGUCUUGAUAGCAGGAGAUCAUAAGAUCCCGGCUCACAGACUGGUCCUCAGUGCAGUAUCUGACUACUUUGCUGCCAUGUUCACCAGCGACGUGAGAGAGGCCAAACAGGAGGAGAUCAAGAUGGAGGGGGUGGAUCCAGAAGCCUUGAGAUCUCUGGUCCAUUUUGCCUACACUGGUGUCCUUGAAUUGAAGGAGGAGACCAUAGAGAGUCUAUUGUCUGCAGCCUGCCUUCUGCAGCUCUCACAAGUCAUUGAGGUCUGCUGUAACUUCCUCAUGAAACAACUCCAUCCAUCCAACUGCCUGGGGAUACACUCCUUCGCUGACGCCCAGGGAUGCAUGGAUCUGCUCAACGUGGCCCACAACUACACUAUGGAGCACUUCAUAGAGGUGAUUCAGAACCAGGAGUUUCUCCUGCUUCCUACUGCUGAGAUCGUCAAACUCUUGGCUAGUGACGACAUAAACGUACCAGAUGAGGAGACCAUCUUCCAGGCUCUGAUGACGUGGGUGCGGUUCGACGUGGAGCAUCGCCAGCAGGACCUUGGGGUUCUCCUGGCCUACAUCCGCCUGCCUCUUCUACCUCCACAGCUCCUAGCUGACCUGGAGAACAACACCAUGUUCUCAGAUGACCUGGAAUGCCAGAAGCUUCUAAUGGAAGCCAUGAAGUACCAUCUGCUGCCAGAGCGUCGCCUCAUGUUCCAGAGCCCCAGGACCAAACCCAGGAAGUCCACUGUAGGAGUACUCUACGCUGUGGGAGGCAUGGACGCUACCAAGGGAUCUACGACCAUAGAGAAGUAUGACCUGCGGACCAACACGUGGAUCCAGGUGGGGGUGAUGAACGGCCGGAGGCUGCAGUUCGGGGUGGCAGUGAUCGACGACAAGCUGUACGUGGUGGGGGGCCGAGACGGGCUGAAGACUUCCAACAUGGUGGAGUGUUACAACCCUUUCAACAAUGUCUGGUCCACCAUGCCUCCUAUGUCUACACACAGACACGGACUCGGUAUAACAGUGUUGGAGGGCCCCAUGUAUGCAGUAGGCGGCCAUGAUGGAUGGAGUUACCUGAAUACGGUGGAGAGGUGGGACCCCCAGGCUAAACAGUGGAACUACGUGGCCAGCAUGUCCACCCCACGCAGCACCAUGGGAGUCACCGCACUCAACGGGAAAUUGUUUGCAGUUGGUGGCCGGGAUGGGAGCUCGUGUCUGCGGUCGAUGGAAUGCUUUGAUCCACACACCAACAAGUGGAGUAUGUGUGCCCCCAUGGCGAAGCGGAGAGGAGGGGUGGGUGUGGCCACGUACAACAGUUUCCUUUAUGCUGUGGGUGGUCAUGAUGCCCCGGCGUCCAACCACUGCUCCAGGCUAUCAGACUGUGUAGAGAGGUAUGAUCCCAAAACAGACACAUGGACCACGGUGUCCUCUCUGAGUGUCCCCAGGGAUGCUGUAGGUAUCUGUCUGCUAGGAGACAGGCUAUAUGCUGUCGGAGGAUAUGAUGGAACGUCCUACUUGAACACUGUUGAGUCCUAUGAUGCACAGAACAAUGAAUGGACUGAGGAGGUCAAUCUCAACAUCGGAAGGGCCGGAGCCUGUGUUGUAGUUGUGAGAAUACCUUGAGGACUACAACUCCCUACAACGCCCUGGAGUGACACACAGGAAACCGGAUAUGAUGUCACCACUGAUGUCGCUAAGAAUAUGUUUUUUUUUCUACUGUAAAGGCAAACCUAUAUUGCAUUCCUCACAAACCAUUGCUUCUAUCAACAGUGAUUUUCAUUGUCCAAGGAUUUUCUCUUUGAUUAUGAGAAUGUACUUUACCAUAUCUACGGAUCAACAAUCUACAUAGUAGUGGUUCAAAAAGUAGGAAACUCUGCCACACUCUUGUUGAUAUGGUCUGUCAGAAAAUAAUGUUUUCUAUAAUGUUUUCUAUAUGAUACAAAGAAAGAAAUGAAUUGUACCCAUAACAGUGGAAACCCUGUCUAAGCCGGGGGGAUUUUACGACCCAUUUAGCCUGCUGUUAGCCAAUAGAAACACAUUGAAUAACAGAUUCACCACAUGGAACAACAGACAGGAUAGUCCCAAAACAAAAUGUAAAGGAAGAUUUAUUUUUUUAUUUAUUAACAUGUAUUUUAACUCCCUCCUUCUUUUUCUUUUGUUGCACUGAACAGUCUAAGCAGGUCUACGAAGCUAUAUGGAAUUGUUUUAAGAAGGUCAUACCAAGGGUCAUUUAGCUAUUUUAUUUUGAAUUUGAAGACCCCUUGAAGUAUCAAAAAAUAUUUUUUUUUAAUAAAAAAAUGGAUGAACAUUUUUUAUUUGGCCUUACUGCUAUGAGCCAAAACAAACAGAUUCACUACAUAGAACAAGAGAUAGUCCCCCCCCAAAAACAAAAAUCUAAAGGAAGUUUGUUCUGAAGUGUCUUUCCUAUAUCUUAGAGGUAUAAGAAAGACCAGGAAACAUUUGUUUUUUUGGCGGGGGGGACUUGUAUUUAACCCCUUAUUUUUGGCACUGAACAGUCUCUAUAUACAGUAUACUUCCAUACAUUUUUUUCAACUGAUACCGGGGGACAUUCAGACGAGUCUUGCGAGACAUUUACGUGGUAAUGAGAGUCUCACCUUUACACAGAUGGGUCAUAUUAGUGUGUAGCCCAAACUGUUUGAACGCUACAGACAGCAGUUGGCAGAUCGGCUGUACCGAGUUCAGAGAAGUCCUAAGGGUUCGUAGAGCCAAAUGAAGAACACCAUCAUGUGUGUGAGAGUCUCAUCCUUACAUAGAGGGGUCAUAAUAGUUUGGACGUUGCAUGAGAUUUUGUGAAGAAAAAACAAAUUGUUUUUUUGUUUUGUUUUGGGGGGUCGGGGUCUCAUGGUCUGACAAGCAUCAGUCUAGCUGUGUCGAAAUAGGAGGAUAUGGUGGAUUGAGAUAAAUGCAAUGCAACAAAAACACACAAAAAACAGAUAUCCCUUAGCUUAAACUGAGCGAUUUUGAUUGGAGGUUUUUUGUAUUAUGCUAAUUAGAUAUCAGACAGGUGCAUGGACAUGGACCUUAGGGUUUUAAUUGAUGCUUUUACAUGUAUACAGUAACAUUCUAUAUUUGUCUCGUCACAUAUGAAUAUUUUUUUGAUUCAUAUUCUAAAAUAUAUAUCACUCUUUUAGCCAACUGGAAAUGAAUACCUCUCUGUUGAUAACUGGUUCAUUUCCUAUCUGGGUGAAGGUGCUCUGUACCAAUGAUUUCUACUCUUGGACAAACAGUUUUUUAAGAAAGACCACUGUGAAUAAUACUGAAGAUGAUGAGUUUGUUAAGUACAACACCAGGAUGCUUUAUCAGACCAAUUUGAGGAAGUUACUCAUAAUAGAUGUCAGUUUUUUUAGAAAGGAAAGAAAUCUAAAGGACAUUUUUCAAAAAAAAAAAUAGUUUUCUUUCUCUUCCUUUUUUUUCUUGGUUUCAGAUGAAUUACACCAAAGUCAUUAGCCCGUCUCACAAGAUGUUUUGUACCAUGUUUUAAAAAUUAAGUUUACACAAUCGUGAAUAUAUAAAUAUAUCAUAUUGAUAUUUCGCAUUACUGUAAAGAUUGUUUGCAAGUUUGUCUAAAUUGCAGUCAUCUUUAUAACCUCACAUCAUUCCUAAACCAUUAUUGUCAUCUCCAGAUGUUUGGUUUUAUUAUUUUGGCAUUCUAGUUAACAUUACAUUGUAAUUAAACAAUAUGCCCUUCUUUUUAAAAAUUUGACUUCAUGUUUGCUACUGACUUAUAAAUACACUGUGGGCUGGUUUCCCAGACACAGAUUAAGUCUAGUCUAGUACUAAGAUACACUUUCAAUGGAGAAUCUCCAUGAAACACAUGUGUUUUUGUUUCAGGACUAGACCUCGGCUUUUAUCUGUGUCUGGGAAUCCGGCCCUGUGUGACAUUGAGAACAUUACUGAAGCUUGAGUUACUACGUUAUCAUCAUGUGUACAGACUCUUUCACAACAUGGCCUGUUGAGUUUAUCUGUAACAACAGGCCUUUAUUCUGUUUACACUGAGGAUCGUUCAGCUUGGAAUAUUACAAAUAUAUUAACAUGCUCUGAGGUCAAAUGUAGAUUUUUAUCCUGAUUUUUACACUGCGUACAGAUCUAGAAAUAAAACGACUUCAUUGUC
Oncorhynchus gorbuscha (pink salmon) is the source of this 4555-nucleotide messenger RNA. RefSeq names its product kelch-like protein 4. Lineage: Eukaryota; Metazoa; Chordata; Actinopteri; Salmoniformes; Salmonidae. The record is from RefSeq and is a predicted model, not a curated record. Gene Ontology annotation, molecular function: protein binding. The coding region runs from base 337 to 2046 and encodes 569 amino acids. The transcript is spliced from 11 exons.